Westerdykella ornata is the source of this 3092-nucleotide messenger RNA. RefSeq lists its product as uncharacterized. Gene Ontology annotation, cellular component: membrane. Bases 345 to 3092 code for a protein of 915 amino acids. Gene Ontology annotation, biological process: intracellular calcium ion homeostasis; calcium ion transmembrane transport. The record is from RefSeq and is a predicted model, not a curated record. The transcript has 2 exons. NCBI's taxonomy places the organism in Eukaryota, Fungi, Ascomycota, Dothideomycetes, Pleosporales, Sporormiaceae. Gene Ontology annotation, molecular function: calcium ion binding; calcium channel activity.
CAAAGAAAGACCAUCCUGACGCCUUUUUCUCCUCCUCCAGUUGAAUUCUCUUCCCCCCCAUUGCUUCUCGACAGGCAUUUUCCACUGUCACUCGUUUUUCUCCUUGUCUUGCCUUCCCUCCUUCCCUCCCCUUUCCGUUCUUUUCGUCUUCAUCGUCACACUCGCUGAACCGCGGCUGGUCCUCCCGUUCACCCUGACAGUCGCUACUCCAUACAUAGUACAUACCCACCCACACGUUCCAAUUGAAUCAUCGACCCUCUCCAUUCUGCCCAGUCCCCGCAUUCCGCCCACUGCUAAAAGCCACAUUCCACCCCCGCCUCGAUUCCAUUCCCUUCCCCUCCCCGAUGACACCACCUCAGAGCUUUCGACUCUCUCGUCAGGGCUUCCAACCCCUCUCCAACGACCACCCGGCCGCCAUGAACUCGACCGAUAUCCCCCUCCAGACUGUCGUCAGCCAACCGCUUUCACAUGUACCUACGAGCCGUGACGAGGAGAAUGAGAACGAGAAGUCCGGCUUCUUCCAACGAGGUCGCCGGAAGGUACACAAGGUGGACUCGCGUGGCACGGCGAUCCCAGGCCAGGAUCCGGAUGAGGAGAAGACAGCCCUCAACCGCAUGGGCAGGCUCUACACCAAGAUUCUCAACUUCAGCAUCGUCACCCGCUACAUGAUUUACGUCGCUCCCCUGGCCCUCAUACUCGCAAUUCCCAUCAUCCUGGCUGUAACCGUGUGGAGCGGCAAAGAUGACAAGGGCAGGCCAAAGCACACCGUGGGAGGAGCCGACGUGAGGCGCUUCUUCAUCUGGAUCGAGAUUGUCUGGCUCAGCCUGUGGGCGUGCAAAAUCGUGGCCCAUUUCCUACCCAGGAUCUUCGAGUUUCUCGUCGGCGUCGUGAGUCCCGGCGUGCGGAAGUAUGCCCUGCUGCUCAGGUCUCUCGAGAAGCCCAUGUCCGCUUUCUUCUGGAUGAUCGUCAACCAGGUCACCUUCCCUGUGCUGGUCAACACGGAUCGUGGAUGGUUCCGCAAGAUGCAGUCUGUCCUCCUGGCUGCACUCAUCUGUUCCGCCAUCAUCCUCGCCGAGCGAGUUCUUAUUCAGCUCAUCAGCAUCAGCUAUCACCGGAAACAGUUCGACCUGAAGAUCAAGGAGUCCAAGAGGAAUAUCCACCUCCUUGGUCUCCUCUACGAUGCCUCCCGUGCCCUCUUCCCUGCAUAUUGCCCCGAGUUUGCCGAAGAAGACUACCUCAUCCAAGAUACGAUCGCUCUCGGGCUGGGCAGUAAGAAGGGUACCUUUAAGAAUCACAAGCGUUCUGGGUCCGCUACGCCGAUGAGACUGUUUGCCGACGUGCGCCGUGCUGGCGACAAGGUGACGUCGAUCUUCGGCACCGUCGCUCAGGAGAUUACGGGGAAGAAGAUCCUGGAUCCGAACUCCGCCCACUCCAUUGUGCUAGAGGCUCUCGAAAAGAACCGUUCCGCUGAGGCUCUUGCCCGACGCAUCUGGAUGUCCUUCGUGGUGGAGGGGAAAAACUCGUUGUACCAAGAGGAUCUCAUCGAGGUCAUGGGCCCCAACCGCCAGGAGGAGGCCGAAGAGUGUUUCAAUUGUCUCGACAAGGACGGCAAUGGAGACAUCAGCUUGGAAGAGAUGAUCUUGACAGUCACCCAGUUCGGGCGCGAACGCAAGGCCAUCGCCACGAGCAUGCAUGACGUUGACCAAGCCAUCAAUGCUCUUGACGGCUUGUUGUCCACCAUCGUCUUCGUCAUUUGCGUCUUCGUCUUCGUCGCCUUCCUGAGUCCCAGCUUCACUGCAACGCUGACCACCUCUGCGACGGCCCUGCUCUCGCUGUCCUUCGUCUUCGCUGCCACCUGCCAGGAAGUCCUGGGCUCGUGCGUCUUCCUAUUCGUCAAGCAUCCUUUCGACAUUGGCGAUCGCGUAGACAUUGCCACCGAUGCCCUCACCGUCGAGCACAUCUCGCUCCUCUACACCGUCUUCAAGCGCGUCGCCAAUGGCAAGAUGGUACAGAUCCCCAACAUUGUCCUCAACAACCUCUGGAUAGAGAACAUCACUCGUAGCAAGUCCAUGAGAGAACAGAUCUCCAUCUUUGUCGAUUUCGGCACAUCCUUUGAGGACAUUACCCUCCUGAAGCAGGAGAUGCAGAACUUUGUCCGCGAUCCUCAGAACAGCCGCGACUUCUUCCCGGACAUUGAGAUCGAGGUUGUUAGUAUCGCUGAGAUGAACAAGCUCGAGCUCAAGUGUGAGAUCAAGCAUAAGAGCAACUGGUCCAACGAAGCCCUUCGUUGCGCACGUCGUUCCAAGUUUCUGUGCGCUUUGGUUCUGGCCCUGCGAAAGGUUCCCAUCUAUGGCCCUGGUGGCGGAGACGCCGCUCUGGGUGACGCUGGACAUCCUUCGUGGUCCGUGUCCAUUUCCCCUGACGAAGCUAUUGCUGCACGGAACAAGUUCAAUGCAGACAAGGAUGCGAAGCGUCUCGUUCCUACCAUGAAGCCGGAUGCAGACGAAGACAAGGGCAAGUCGUCGAGCACCGACUACCUCUCACCUGGUAAUGCUGAGACGUCGGCUAUCCACAUUUUGAACAACCGCAAGCCAGGCGCUGACCCGGUUCGGGACGAUACGUGGAACCGUCGCGACGAUGUGAGCACUCUGGGUCGCCCGAGCACUGACACCCGGCCCGAUCUUGACGAAGUGCGCGGCCUCUUGCACAAGGCCAGCAGCAGCGGAAAGCGCAAGCAGUACAUGCAUUCAGAAUCCUCCUCGGAUAUGCAGCCGCCACGCCAGACAAUGCCUCCAAUCCCCAUUCCCGUUAUCCCAUCGACCCAGCCCGCGACCGCGGGAAGUGCAUAUGCUCAGGCUCCGCAGAUGCGUGCUCCAGUAUCUCCUACCUCCAUCUCUACGGGUAGGGUAGAGGAGUACCAGUAUCAAACUAUGGCACCUCCGCCGCAUCCCAUGGUUUCUCAGUCGUCUGCGGCCGAUCCAUCACGCUCUCCCAUUAGCCCUGCCAGCCCUUCCGAUCCGACGAACCCGUACGGCUCCCCUUCGCCGAGGGGCCCUCCGCCGGCCCAGGGGCAGCAUCCUUAUAAGCCUUGA